UUUCCGUAAAAUGUCGUAUCCUUUUCUUUAUUUCGUCAAUUAUGGUGGAAGCGCAACAAGUGUUUUAAUUUUCUUGCUAAAAAUACUUUAUAGAAUUAUACAAAUUUGAUUUUACGCCAUGAAGACUGUGUAGUGUUAAGUUUACCCAUUUAUUGAGUUUCCACUUUAACACCUCACGAUUUAACCUCCAAACCUGCCCAACCGCUGGGGAACAAAACAAUACAAAACUUGGCCAGAAAUGGACAUGAAAAACAAUUUGGCAUUGAAGAAAAAACGGGAACUACUUGGGGGCAUCAACAAGCGAAAAAUGACCCUGAGGAAGUACAUGGACAACCUCAAACAGAGUGAGUGUCGACUGGACAUUACCCAGAUCACAAAGUGCGUUUUUUUGGGCUCUCUGUGCCUCAAACCCGUGCCCCAUCUUUUCGAUUCGCCCUUGCUUCUGGAGGAGCUUGAUGCGAAAGUUGGCAGUGUGGGGACUGAAUUUGAGUACAUUGAAAUGAAAUCAGUUAUGAGUGAUAAGGAAGCUGUUACAAAAGACUCCGUUAAACGGGGGCUUAAGAAAAAAACACUAAACUCGCCGAAGAUUAAAAAGAAAACGCUGAAAGUAAAGACUGACAUUAGAACGACUCCCAAUGGCUACAACAGUGUGAAAAGCGAAAGUGCAAGUGAACUUGUUGAAGCCACAACAGCCAUGAGUCCCGUGCUUCCAGUAAUAAACACCGAAGAAACUUCCCCAGUCCUGUCUUCAUUCCAAACCGAACCGAGCGAAAGUAUGUCCACAAGUGAGGAAAAUCAAGUGGAAACACCCUUCCCUGACUUUCUAGACAUUAAACUCCUAAACCAGAACAUCAAAGACAUUAAGGGCGUAAACCCCGACCCCUUCGCCUUCGAAGAAGACGAGGCAGAGCGCCUGAGACGCGAGCCAACACCUGAAUUAAUUUUAUCCGACUCUGAUGAAGACGCAAUUGACCAAUUAAUGUACAACAUCAUGGACAUUAAAGUGGGACCAAACGUUUUCGACAAAGACUUCUUUGACAUGCCCCCCUCUGACAUUGAAGAGGACUACGAAGAGUACUCGAACGAUUCGCAGGAAAAUAAAAACGAGCCAAACACCGUCAUCACCAGAGGGAAAAAGUACAGCAAACGCGCCCCCCAAUGCAAGAUCUGUUCGCAAGUCUUCUCCACCUAUAUGCAGCUCAAAAAACACAAACUGGCCCACGAUGGCGACAAACCCUACUUCUGUCUGAAGUGCAACGAAAACCACCAGACUCUCGACCAGCUCAUUGCGCAUCUGAGGACGCAUCAGGGGAAGCGGCCCUACGUGUGCAAGAAGUGCAACCAGGGCUUCAAGACGCUCAAGGGCUUGGAGAGCCACCACCCGGUGCACGUGUUGAAGAAAGUCAGUUCGCAGAAGCGAGUCUUCAGGUGUGAGGUUUGUAACAAAGAGUUCCACAAGUUGUGCGAUUUGGAAAGACAUACGAGAGUGCAUACGGGUGAAAAACCGUCGAUUUGUAACAUUUGCAACAAGCGUUUCCAACAAGCGCACAAUUUAAAUAAACAUUUGCUUAUUCACACGCAGGAAAAGCCGUAUGAGUGUGAUGUUUGUCACAAGAAGUUCGGCCGGAACGAUGUUUUAAACAGACAUUUGCUUACGCAUUCGGUUAAAAAACCGAACCGGUGCGAGAUUUGUAUGAAGAGUUUCAUUCGGGUGUCGCAGCUUCUAGCUCAUAAUAAAAAACACCAUACAGAAAUGGCUUCCUAGUUUUUGGUUGGGGGUUGUUGCCGUUUUAAGGCAGCGAUGAUCUCUUUUUUUUUGUCUUUAGGUAAUGUUGUUUUGCAGAACUAUGAGUGUUUACUUACGGUGCGUUUUGGGAUCAGAAGUUUUUGUUAAGUUAAGAGUUAAUUUCAUUUAAUUAUUUCUCACUUUACCACAAGAGAAUAAUGAAAAUAGGCGAAAAUUAUCAUUUACAAAGUUUUUUUUAAAUCAUUAAAAAUGUAAAUGGGUAAUUCUUUGUUUAGCUUUCGUAAUUUUGACGUUUUAGUCAGAUUUAAAUUAUCCAAUUUAUUUAUUUUAUAAUCUAUAAGACCACAAUUUUUAAUUCGGCAGGAGAUCUGUUUUAAUUUUUUAUAACAAUGUGUUGAGAAAAAUACUCUUUUUUCGUUAUAUAUUUUUUUAUAGAUCCCAAUACUUGGUCGGUUUGCAAAUGAAUUUGCAAUAAUUUUAUUAAAGCCGAUUACUAUAAGUACUAAACUACCAAAAAUGAGGAUUUUCAAUUUCACUACUUAUACUGCAGUUGUUUUUUUUUUUAAUUAUUUAGACGUUAUUUGUACUGUACUGUACUGAGUAGUUACCUACAACCAUACUUUUGUAGUUUUAAUUGUUAUUUUUUUACUUGAAGAAUUUUAGUUAGGUUUGUAGUGGUUUGUUUAAGUUUCAUUAUUACUUUGCAACGUUGCAUCUACUUAAAAGUGUAAAUAUGAACUAUUAAUUUUGUCACCUGAAAACUCUUCUCUCAGUGCAAUAGCUUCAUUUUUAUUCAGGUGAUAAAAUUGUUAAUCCCCUUUUGUACAAAAUUAUUAUGCAAGUGUGAUAGUAUUACAAAGUGCCUUUAUGUAUCUUAACAAUAAAUUGUUGUGCCUUUUAUUACAUUUGUAAAAUGAAAACGAGUGAAAAUUACUGCAAAAAGAAGUCUAUUUUUGUCAGUGAUUUAUUGCCUUACCUAGUUUUUUUACAGUUAGUUUAAGCAUACUUAUACACUUACUUGUAUGUAUAAAUAACUUAUAUACUUUUAGAUGGAUAUAAGAUAUUAAUAGUUCAUUGUAUUUGUUUAAAUAAAUAAGCGUAAAAUGUU
Messenger RNA from Tribolium castaneum (red flour beetle), 2855 nucleotides. Its product is annotated as zinc finger protein 391. Lineage: Eukaryota; Metazoa; Arthropoda; Insecta; Coleoptera; Tenebrionidae. The record is from RefSeq and is a predicted model, not a curated record. Gene Ontology annotation, molecular function: RNA polymerase II cis-regulatory region sequence-specific DNA binding; DNA-binding transcription factor activity, RNA polymerase II-specific. Gene Ontology annotation, biological process: regulation of transcription by RNA polymerase II. The coding region runs from base 239 to 1765 and encodes 508 amino acids. The transcript is spliced from 2 exons.